UUUAAAUUACCUGAAAACAAUUAAUGGAAACUAAAUGUAGUAUUUUAAAGAGGAUUGCCUUUGAAAGGAAAUAAUUUGUUCUUGAAAACAUAACUUCAAUAGCUUCUCAGUUUAACUGCAUUUUAAUAUGAAUACAAAACUCAUCCCGGGUCAGACUCUCCAGGAAAACUUUCUCAUGAUUCCUGUAGCAGUUGAUUCAUUCCUUGCUGCCUUAAUUUUGCAGCUUUAAAUGGCAGGUUCUCUGCAAAGCCAUCCACUUCAAAGCUUCAUAAAACAGAGUUUUGAAUAAAUUACUGAGUUAGAAAUUACACUGGCUGUGCCCAGCUUUGUGCCUGGAUGUGGGAAUACUUGGCACUGGGUGUGGAAUUCCAAGGAAAAUUGCCUCUUUGCUGGCUUGCCAAAGAGCAGUAAAGAAGGAAAACUGCUGCAGAUGAGCAGACAUGGAAAUCUCCAGCUUCCCUUUCCAGAGAACACAUCCUGAAGAACCGUUGAAUAUUAAUACACAUCAUAACUGGGCAAACAGUGGGAUUAACAGAAACUCCUGCUUCUGGAGGGAACAUGUCCCAGCGUGGGCAGCACUGCCUGCUGGAACUACUCUCACCUUUAAAAUGCAUCUCUGAGCCUGCAACGUGGAAUCAGUGGGAAGUGGGGAAGGCCCACCAUGUGUGGACACACCAUGUUGGGCUGUGGCAUGCCCAUGCUUCAUGAGGCCCAGCCUGUAUUAUUUUGGAUCUUUUUUUUCUCUCUUUUGCAAGCUUUAGAUAAUAUAAUACUGAUAACAAGACACUGCUAAGAAGUGACAUAGUUGCUUUGUCUUUCACAGAGAGACAGCCCCCCUUCCUCUGUAUUCAGAUUUCUGGUAUGUGUGUGUGGAGACGAUUUGUCUAUAAUUGUUUGCUUUCUUCAGAGUCUUUUGAAGUUUAAAUCUUCAAGCCGGCUCCCUAUAUUAAAAAUAAAUUCUUCCAAGCCACCAAUAAAAUGUCAGCUGUGAUUAAAGCCCGACUCCUCAUUUUAAGACGUGUCUCCUAAGCACUGUGAGGUCACUCAAUGAGUCAGCGUUUGAAAGGACCGGGACCGUUAUUGUUUGGGUAAAGCCCAAAGUUCAUCAUUGCUUGCUUAAAUGGUUUCAUCACGUUUUAAAUGGCUUUGCAUUGUGCUGAAAGAAAUGUAAACUGCAGGAACGAUUUGGCAGAGAACUUGAGAUAUUUCAGGCACCUCAAAUCUUGAAAAAACCCUCUGUAUUAAUGUCGAAGUUGGUAUUUCUGGUAAGGAAAAGCUUUAACUCCUGUGUAGUAAAGCGGAGGGUGAAGUGGGAAGCUCUGUCUGAGGCAUAAACUUUCAACUGUGUUCUCUUAAAAUAAAGCUUGGGAACUGCAAAAUCUCCAGACAAGGGCUCUUGUGCAGUGCCAAAGUCUGAUGGGGCUUUUCUAGACACAUGAACUUCAUUAAUUUUGUUCAUUAAAAUAGUGAAGAAAUAGAACAGAGGAUUAAGCUGCAAGGAAAAGCCUUGAGAAGCAAGUCCAUACUAUUUUCAGGACUAUCUGUGGAGCCCGUUUAUAUUACACGCAUUAAUUGUAACAGUCUUUAAUUACAUGAACACAUUUUAUUUUGUCACUUUUCCUCACUGUUUUCUGCAGAGCACACUGUUGGGACUAUUUGGAGGCAAUUAAUCACACCGGAGCACCAAAUAACUUGGAGCAGGACUCUGCCUGUGUCUCCAGCCUGUGUCAGUCGUGGGUCUCCCCAUUCUCUCUGCCCUUUUCCUACAUUCCUAAUUAACUCCUGCCUCAGUUCCUCACUGAUCCAUACAACCCAAAACCCUUUGUCUCAGUGCUGUCUGGAGAAUUUGGCCUUGGUUUGGAGGAGGAAUCCCGAAACAGCAGUUGAAUGUUGAAUGUCUUGCCCUCCUGCAGUGGAGGCUGGCUGGAGCAGAGGCAGGAGUUCAGGUCAUUUAGCUGCCACCACCCCCCCGCCGAAGAUGCUCAAGUGGGGGUAAUCGGAGAUUGAAACGGUAUGAAAUCUGUUGCAGAUUCUGCCACGUUUCGAGAGUUCUCCUCACACUCUCGGGCUUCCCCAUCAACCUUUGAUUUUUGUUAAGCAUCAGUUAAAUCUCCGGUGCUUCUCUCAGAGGUGGACAGGUGCAUUUGUUGAGCCCACCUUUCCCGGGCCGGCUGGGUGCUGAGCACGCCCGGUGGCGGGUCGGUGCGGGGAGCGGCGGGUCCGCCCGGGCGGCUGCGGGUGGAGCCCUGGAGCCGGGCGGGCUCCGGCUGCCGCGGGAGCGCUGCAGCUCGGCCCGGCAGCGAUUCGGGGCGCUGCUGCUGCUCCGCGCUUUCCGCGGCUGCCGCUGGGAGCCCGGCCGCUCACGGUGUUCACAUCCCUGCCCAGAUCCCCUGCGCUGGGGCUGUUCCAACCCUCUCCGUCUGCCCCGGGGCGCGGUUCACCCGCUUCGUGACGGCAAAACACGGCUUUGCGGCAUCCCGGGUACCCCUCCUCCCGGUGACCCUGCGGUGAAACCCCCCCGGGGCCGCACGCCGCUCCCCGCCGGUCACGGAACGCUCCAACGGCGAGGGCCGGGGACGGAAGCGGCUCCGCCGUGGCCGCUCAUUCCGGCGCUGCCGCUCUAGCACGGGGAGGGGGCGAAGCGCGCCCGUCCCCGGCAGCCUCACCUGCCGCUGGCCCGGGGAGGGGGCGGCCGGGCGGGUCCGCGCUGGCCGGGCCGGCGCUCCCCCGGCCGCGGUGCGGCGGGGCGGGGCGGGGGGCGGGCGCGGCGGCGCCGCUCGCUGAUUGCAGGGCGGGCGCUGCCAGUCCGCCGCCUCCCCCGCGCCAGCCGCGUCCCCGCGCCGGAGCCGCACGGCCCAGCAGCGAGCGCCCAGCCCGGCCCCGCCAGCCGCCCCCCAUGGAGGAGCAGCCCCACCACCACCAUCACCACCACCACUAUUACUACUACGGACACCACCACCACCACCACCCGCAGAGCGCUUACCUGCCGCCGCCCGACGGCCGAGCCCAGCCUAAGCCGCCGCUCCGCCACGAGCACAAGCACGGCGGCCCGCAGCACACGGAGGCGCCGAAGCGGAGACCAGGCUACGGAGAGCUAAAUGGUAACGCAGGAGAGCGAGAAGUGUCACUAAAGGGCCUGUGCUCUGAUGAAGCCACCGCCCCAGGAUCCAGGGUACCCAAUGGCAGCCAGCAGCUCGUAGAUUCUAGUGUCACCCCAAAGCAAACUGUGAAGGCCAGUGCUUUGGGGAAAGCUGGAAUCAAAACCAAGAACUUCAUUCAGAAAAAUAGCAUGGACAAAAAGAAUGAGAAGUCCUAUGAAAACAAACACAGAGAAAACCAGUCCUCAGACAAGCCAGAGGGAGUGUCUAUUCCAAACGGCGUGGUGACCAACAAUUCCAGCUAUAUCACUAAUGGCUACGUAGGCAAAGGGGCUGAUAACGAUGGUAGUGGCUCCGAGAGUGGAUAUACUACACCUAAAAAACGGAAAGGCAGGCGCAACAGUGCCAAGGGUUGUGAGAACUUGAAUCUAGUACAGGACAAAAUAAUGCAGCAGGAGGUCGGCGCACCAACCCUGAAACAGGAACUUGAGAGUUUCAAGCCUGAUUAUAGUGAACAAAAGGGGAACCGAAUUGAAAAUACUAAGCCUGUUUGGAAAUAUGAGGCUGGGGCUGGUGGAGCAGGCCGGGGAAAGCCCGGGCUUGGGGAUGUACCACGGAAAAACUCUGAUGCCAAACCUGGGAUUAGCAGCAAGAAGUUUGAUGACCGGCCCAAAGGGAAGCACGCAUCGUCGGCUACGUCUAAAGAGGACUCAUGGACCUUAUUUAAACCACCCCCAGUUUUUCCAGUGGACAAUAGCAGUGCUAAAAUUGUUCCCAAAAUUAGUUAUGCAAGUAAAGUUAAAGAAAACCUCAACAAAGCAGCUCAAACCCCAUCCACGUCGUCCUCAUCGUCUUCAUCAUCUGCUGGGGAAACUCAGGCCCAGACAUCAAGUCGACUGUCCCAAGUCCCCAUGUCUGCUAUGAAAUCUGUCACUUCUGCCAGCUUCUCCAACGGGCCGAUCCUUGCUGGGACUGAUGGAAGUGUGUAUUCCCCAGGGGCCCAGCCACUGCUCUCCUCUGCUGCUAGUACUGUACCAUCGAGCUCCUCCUCCUCCGAGUCAGUACCCCAGGACAUGAGUACAACUUCGACAGCCCUCGAACAAAAGAAAUCUGGCCUUUUUAUCUACCCUUCAAAUAUGCAAACUGUGCUCCUGGGGACAGCGCAAGUCGAUUUCCCUUCACAGACGAAUCAGCAGAACCUGGGGGAUAUCUUCCAGAAUCAGUGGGGCUUGUCUUUCAUAAACGAGCCCAGUGCUGGACCUGAAACCGUCGUGGGGAAAUCUGCGGAUAAUCAGUUAAUGGAAGUGACAUUUCAAGGGGAAUAUCCUGCCACUUUGGUUUCACAGUGUCCUGAAAUCAUUCCCUCAGGAACUGAACAACCUGUGUUUCCUAAGGCUUAUGAGCUGGAUAAACGGACUAGCCCUCAAAUUCUUAGUGCUGUUCUUAAGCCUGGGACUGCUGUUGAGGGUGGUGUCUUAGCUUUGGAGUCGCAUCACACAGGUGACCUACAAAAGGCAGACACCGGUAGCCAAGGUGCUUUAGUGUUUCUUUCAAAAGACUAUGAAGUAGAGAAUCCUCUGGCCUCUCCUACGAACAAUUUGCUAGCCUCCGCCAAAGAACAGAGGUACCAGAGAGGCCUAGAAAGGAAAGAUAGCUGGGGUUCUUUUGACCUGAGGGCUGCUAUUCUAUAUCACACUAAAGAAAUGGAAGCGGUUUGGAAUUUGCAGAAGCAAGAUCCCAAAAGGAUAAUCACUUAUGAUGAAGCCAUGGAUCGCCCGGAUCAAUGAAGGUAGCAAGACAAGACUGCCUGUUAUAACCUUUCUGCAGCAUUUGUGCUGUUCGUGGGGGACAAAAAGGCUUUUAUGCUCCUUCUAAAUCUUCAGUGCAGCAGAGGAACCAUAACUAGAAUCACAGGAUAAUAUAUACAAAUAUAUAUAUAGUUAUUUAAAAAUGGCAACUGAAAGUAAUUAGACUUCUUAAGGAAUCUGAAAAUUUAUUUCAACGAGACUACACACGUGAUUAUUUAAUCUCCGGUACUGAAUAGAUUUUUUUUUUUUUUUCAUUUUUGUUUUGUUUUGUUUUUGUUUAAAGAGUGAAUGCAAGUGAUUAAGGAAUACAGACUCAAUUACAAGCCCGGUUUCAAAGUUCCUGCUGUCGUCUGCAUGGGCAACAGCAACCCACUGGAGAGGCAUUUCCACUUGACAAGGUUUCUGUUUCUCGUUCUGUGACUGUAGUGACACACUAAUCACAGGGAAAUCAGGAUGAAUCACCAUCCUUCAUCUCCUCUUUCCCUUCCACCUCCCCUGUUUGGUUUCUUUUUUUUUUUUUUUUCUGAUUUGUUUUCCCAUUGAAUGCUGGAGAAACGCCUUGAAGUUUGCAGAGUUUCUUAUUUUUUUUCCAGAGAAUUAUAAUCCGCAUGUUUUGCCAGGAGUAAAGCAGCAAUCCUAUGCUGGUGAUAUUGUCUUAAAAGGAUCGUUCUGCUGAGGGAAAGAUGGUAAUACUGCAGUUCUAGGAUGCAUGGUGAAGUCACACAGUUGACCUGGCUCCUGUUACACGUUGGACUAUUGCAACUGAAGAGUUAUUUCAUUUUAAAAGACAACAUGGAAAAAUAAGCAAUCUGUUUAGGCAUUUAAUAUGGAGGAAAAAAAAACAAAAACAACAAAAAAAAACCAACAACCCCACUGUUCCCACAGUUUAAUGCCAUUGUAUUACUGGGAGCAAGAAAAAAAAAAGACAAAAAAAAGUAUCUUCUGCUUUCAACUGUAGGUGCUUCAUAUUUGCUCUGUCUGUCUCCUAACACUAAAUGUGCUGGAUUUUUUUCCCAUUUUCAUUGGAAAACUGAAGAGGAAUUGAGUUCUGCUAACCUUCACCCUUCUUGAAUUAUUUUUUCUCUUAAAAAAAAUUUCAAAAUAACAAAAAAAAAUGAAAAAAGUUAAAAAAAAAAAAAAAGAGAAAAAUGGGAAUUUGAAUCCUUUUCAAUUUGUCCAUAGAACGCCAAUGGCUGGGCUUCCUGCCCCUUGGAAAUGCUCUUUUAUAUUUUAAUGCAGUCUGUGUAUUUCCGGGCUCUGCUUCUAAUUAUCUCUUAAUAAAAAUAUAUUUUAUUACAAAAAAAAAAUAAAAAUGGAGGACUUAGGAAUGAAAAUAAUAAUUUAAAAAAAUGAAAAAAAAAAUAAUCCCAGGGAAAGGAAAGCUUCCUAGCAGUGGUAGGGAAGGCUGAGCAGAGUGCAGGCUCCAGCUGUGUAACCCCUCUGUCCCAUUGCAGCUUGUGUAACAUGUCCCACUCAUCUGGGGGUCAGGUAGUUUUUCUGGGUUUUUUUUAAAGGUGGAAAGUUCACAGGGUCCAGUGCAAGAGUGAGGAAUGAAUAAAGCAGAAAUGGGUUUGUUGAGCAGCCCCAGCUCCCCAUGCUCACCCCAGCGCUCAUCCUGGGUGUUGGUGGCCUAAUCCUGGCUCUCCAGAUCAGCAGCAGUUGGUGUCUCCUGAAAUGAGACUGGACCCUCUGGGGCAGUGGGAGGAAUAGAUAAAUACAAAGCUUUGGAAUACCCUUUGUGCUUAGAUCUGUCCAUCAAGCCCUUGGGCUGCUGUCCAGUCACCAGAAGGUCCCACAGGGCUCCACCCUCAGCCCAUUUCUUCAACACCUCAUUGACAACCUGGGUUCAGGACUGAAAAACAUACUGAUUCUGCUGCCACGCUAAACUGGGAGGAACUGUUGCCCCCCUCAAGGGCAGAGAGCCCUCAAACAAUUAAAGAUGGGCAAUCACCAACUGUCUAAAGUUUAACCAGGGCGAGUGCUGGAUUCUGCACCUGGGAUGGCAGCCCUGGAUCGACUGGGAGGCUGGAGAGCAGCGCCAUGGAAAGGGAGCUGGGGCCCUGGGCCAUGGCCCAUUGGAUCUGAGUCAGCAGUGCCCUGGCAGCCAGGGGGCUCAACAGUGUCCUGGGGGGCACCAGGCCCAGCGUGACCCCCCCCCUGCUCUGCUCUGCCCUGGUGCAGCCUCACCUCGAGUUCUUGGGGCAGUUCUGGGCACCACAACAUAAAAAAGACCCCUCUUAGAGAGCAUCCCAAGGAGGCCAUGAGGAUGGAGAAGGGUCUGGAGGGGAAGCCUUAUGAGAUCACUUGGUUUGUUCAGCUGGAGAAGAGGAGAAGGAGGGAAGACCUUGUUGUGGUCCUCAGCAUCCUCCCAAGGGGCAGCAGGGAGGCAGGUACCAAUCUCUUCACUCUCAUGACCAGUGACAGGGAAUAGCCUGCAGCUGAGUCAGGGGAGGGUUAGGUUGGAUAGCAGGAAAAGGUUCUUCACCCAGAGGGUGGUUGAGCACUGGAACAGGCUCCCCAAGGAAGUGGUCACAGCACCAAAUUUGUCUGAGUUCACGAAGAGUUUGGACAAUGCUUUCAGGCACAGGGUGGGAUUCUCGGGGUGUCCUGCACAGGGGCAGCAGUUGGACUCGAUCCUGGUGGGUCUCUUCCAACUCAGAAUAUUCUAUGGUUCUAUCGCUUUCUUUUUUUUUUUUUCAUUUCUUUUUUUUUUUUUUUUUUUAGUAGGAGUAUGUAGCAUGUGGGUUUUUUUAAAUUGUUUUUAUACUUUUAAUAAGAUUGUUCCUGAAUGAGACACUUGAGUUCGUGGUGGGACAAUGAAGCUGAAAUUCUGUACCUUGUGUAAGACGCUCGCUUUCUGCCCCGCUUAAACAUUUGACUAUGGAUUGCCUACUCCAUUUGAUGUAUCCAAAGCUAUAUAGUAUAAUACUGAGUGUGAUACUAUAUAGUCAUCAUGUAUUGUAUCAGUCCAGGUUCAGAAAUGUGUGGUUGGCCAGUCGCAAAUAGUUCUGUUUCACCUAUAAACUUGUACCACCUCUGCAGGUGUGUGUAACUUUGAGAUGCAUAACAUGUUUACAGAUGUGCCCGACAUCUAGUCCUCCAACGUUCCUCUUUUGAAUUCUGUCGAGUCUCCCAACUGCUUGCCAAAAGUUGGAAUUGCCUCCAGCUCCACUGCUGAAGAGCUGGGGUGUUCCUGAGCUUUAAAGUGUUGAACAAACUGGAUUAGUGGGGCUGGGAAAAUGAAGGUGGAAGAAAUGUUCUUUUUCCUUUUUUAUUAUUAUUAUUUUCAAAAAGUUGAAGGCUAAUAGCAAAGUUUCCAGUUUGUUUUACUGGCUUUAAGGCUCUGCUGUGUAUUUAUUUGCCUUGUGUAGUCACUUGUCGCCUUAAGGGCUGGGUUCCAUUAAAAAAAGAAAAGAAGAAAAAAGAAAAAAAAAAUACAAAACCACCCUGUUUUGCUUCCCUGGGGUCUGUGCUGUCCUGUACCCCUGCCCCAGGUCCGUGCUUGGGGCAGUGUAGGAGUUGAGCAGCACUAACCCUGCACCUCUAGAAGGGCCUGAGUCUUGCUGAAUAUUUGAGGACUCUCAUCUUGGCCUAGUCCAGUCUGUCACCUUUCAGGUGAAAGAAAUGCUGAGAGAAGCUCGGUUCAAGCUUGGGUUGGGCUGGAUUCCCCCUGCUGCUCAUCUCUGUGGCUUUGCCUCGCCAGCGGGACCCAUCCACAAACACCCUCGGCAGCACCUUCUCUGCUGUAUUUCUGACCACCCUCUGUUCAGAUGUCUGUCUGUCUGUCUCCAUGGGCUCCACGGCGUGUGCUCAGCGCUAAGCAGUUAGGAAUUCCUCUCUCUGAGCUCCUGUAGCUCCGGCUCCCUGGUGUUUCUGGGAUAGACUAUUGCCUAGAGCCAGGCAGGACCACGGAAGGAACUUCCUCGUGCUGUCGUGUAACUCACCCUGUCGCUGUCUGCAGUCCUCCCCAAGUCCUCACACAAUUCUUAACUGAGCACUUAUUAAAAAUAUCUUAAGAUUUAAUCUGUUUUCUGAUUAUUUUUGUGUAAACUUAUAAAAAAAAAAAGAAAAAAAAGAAAAAAAAAACAAACUGAAAUUGAGCUGUGACUAAUUUAGCACAUUGAAAUAACGAUAAGGUGUUACUGAUAAGUCUCAUGUUUUGUUUUGUUUUGUUCGACUCAGAGUAUUAGUACUGUAGCAUAAACCAAAUACAGCCUGGGAAGGGGAGCAGCAGCCUCCUGUCCUGGGUGUGCACCCGAGGGUGUCUGUGGGGGCGAGGAGCCGGCGCUGCGUGUGCGAGCAUCUGACUCGCGAGGAGAGCGAGCGUGUAUUUAUUCGUGCCAUUGUUUGCAUUACACUGAGCAAAGGAAGUUUUAAAACAAAACCCCUUCAGUAUGUCUAGUAUCGGAAAGCAGCACUGAGGGUGAGAUCACGACCUAUUUUUUUAUUAGCUAUGAAGAUACUAAUUCAGGUUAAGGCUUCUCUCUUGUUUCUGUUCCCGCUGCGAGUCCCUUUCCUCUGGUUCCCUUUCCGAGCUGUGUGUUUAUUGGAGGGAGGAUUCCUGCACAGGCAGGGGCUGUCUCCUUUCUCCUCUGGUCAUUCCCCACCUCUCCUCCUCUGCCAGCAGGUUCCUUUGGGUGUGUCUUGUACAGGGUCUUGUGUAAUAGAGACUGGAGCAUCCCAGCAGAUCCAGCUUGGGAUCCGCUUGCUUUUGGUGGAUCAUGGGGUGUUCGUGUGCUCCAAGAGGUGCUUGAACAACUGCUCCAUGACAGUGGUUUGGGGCCUUCAGUCUCUUUUCUCUCCCACUCCACCCAUCUGGUGGAUUGGCAAAGCAAUGGCUUUCAAGCUUUGCUUGGAGUUUGGGUUUAGUUUAAACCCACCUCGAUCCUCCUUGAAACCUGGUGGAAAUCUCCUGUCUCUUUGACCAGUGGGUACCUCCAGGGUAUGGAGUCUGUCACUAACCCACUUCAAACCUUUCUGAGCUAGUAAAUCCCACUCUUUGCCUUUCAUAGCUGCCGUGAACUUCUUUGAAAUGUGGAAAGAAACCCAAUUCUCACUAGGCUGUGAGUCCAGCACCUGGGAGUGGGUGAUGGGUGAGCCAGCUAGCUAAAUGGAAAGGAAAAUUGCUUCCUGCUAGGAAAAAAAUAGGAAAAAAAGAGAGCUGGAAGUUGUGCUCCCAGUUGUGUGUGUAAUUAGUGCUUUCACCUUCAAGAGAGUGUUACAAUAACACCAUAGUGUCCUUUCCCAAGUGGCCAGUGGGUGACCUCAGGGACAUCUGGGAGUGAUGGCAUUCACAGCCAGAGCUGCCGGUAGUUUUCCUGUGUGUCCAGGUUUUGAUCUUGAUUCAGUAAAUUGCUAUGGUGUCCCAAGCUUUCAGCAGUCUUACCCUCUCAUCCCUAGAAGACUUUCUGUCCGUCCAUCCGUGGUGAUUUGUAUUUCUUAGAGAGGCUGUUUACAAGGGAGCUGGUUGAGGUCGGGAGGGGAGAGAACAAGGAUUCACCCACUUCAAAGCUGCUGCACUUUUUCACACCGGUGUGUAAGGCAGGGGAAGGGCUGGUUUGGUGGAAUAGCCAAGAAAGCUGGAGUAAUUCUGGCUUUGGCCACCACCAGAGUGUUUUUCCAUGUGGGAAAACCCUAGUGCACACAGCUGGGAAGCAGGAACCAGGGCUGGUGGGAAGCAAAUCUCAAUGUGCUGCCUUCCAGGGAUUACAGAGCUUUAGAGGUUUGCCCAGUACAAACCCCAGGGUCAGGCUGGCUCCUCUGUCCUGCCCAAGAUCCUCUAAAGCAACAGGAGAGAGGAGCUGUGGAUGUCUGGGGAGGUGAAAGAGCCCUGUGGUGGCCUCAUGUCCUGGGCAUGAGCCCACUCCCUGUGCUGGGGCUGGAGCUGGAGUCCUGCCUGUGCCCUCACCAGGGGAUGCUGAGCUGGAUUUAUCUUGACUGUUAAUCAGAAAGCUUCGUAUAACGUGUCCAGAGCUCUAAAGCCAUUUUGUAAGAUAGCAGUGUCCCUUUUCUACAGCCUUAUUAAUGAGUAGAAGAUCUUUAAAAAGAAGAAAAUAAACAAACAAACAAAUAAAAAAGGAAUCGCUCAUUUCUUUCUGUGGUAUGAAACUUGUGUACUGCGAACUUCUGAACAUUUAGCAAAAAUACAACUUACAGUUUUCUUAAAAAAAAAAAAAAAAGAAAAACCAACAAAAAAAAUCCCCAGCCUGUCUGCUUUCCAUACGGUCUUUCCUCAGGUGCUAAAUAAGGGUUCCAAAAAUGGAUACUGCUUUAGGAGUUUCUGCUUUAUUCUUAAAAUACAUAUUUUUUUGCUUAGGUGUUGUAAAGAUAUUUUAACAAGAAUUUUUUUUUUUAAUGUAAAUAAGAUUGUGUCUUUAAUUUUUGUUUUAUCUCCUUUUUGUCCAUAUUGAAUAGUCUAAUUUUCAUUUUUGAGAAGGACCCUCUUAUGCCCUUCCCCGAAGACAUUUCAUUAAGUGUUGCUGCAUUUAAGAACGAAUCUACAACUGUUCAUUGUCUUGGAUUAAUGCUGAUGCUGCUGCUAUAAGUAACCCUGAAAAUCAAGAAUGUGUGAUGCACUUUUGUUUCUCGUUUUUGUUGUUUUGUUUUUUUAACAUGACCAUGUAGUUCCUCUGCAGAUAGCUGAACCCUCCUGUAACACAGCCACUAACUGGGGGAGUGUAGGAGCUGGGGGAGCUGGGGUGUAGGACAGGGGUGGACCUGAUUUUGGUGCUGACCUAUGGGAAUUUCUAUGCAAACGCAAGCAAAGGAGAGCUCUUUAACUUGAGAGAACACUGUGCUUUUUUAUUUUUUAUGAUUUCUUUUUCUUUUUCUCUCCUUCCUUUUCUCAAGCUGCUAUUGGAAGGGUAGUGCAAAUCCCUGAGGUUUUCAACUUCUCCUUCCUCCAUGGCUGGUGGUGCAGGAAAGGUGCCUGAGUAACUUGUAAGGUAGAAAAACCUCAGUCAGCUCUUGUCCCGUCUCUGGUUUUAAUAUAUUUGUUUUCUAUUUGAAUUUAUCUAUAGAAGGAAAUUGCUCAUCUCUACUAAAAGAUCUUUUGAAUGCUUUGUCUCAAUGUGAAGUUAACCAGCAGUAUUAAGGAUUGUGUGGCCUCCGUCCUGCCCUUAUCCCAGUGCUGGGAACCCACCUUCUCCACCUGGGGAGCACUCGGUGCCUGGGCUUGGAUGUUCUCCAAGAAAAAAGUGAGGUGAAGCCAUCCACCCAGCCCAAACCUGCCAGUUAAAGGCUUAGGGAGCAGUGGAGGGAGGUCUCACUGCAUCGAGGCGCUGCCGUGAGGCACAGGCAGGUCCAGAACCUCUUCUCUUCAUGGUCACACCUGGACCACGGUGGGGGAUGUGUACCCUGGAGGAGGAGUUUACUGGAGGGGAAAAAGGGAUUUUACUUGACUAUUUAUAGAAGAUCCUUUAGGAAUAUAAAGUACCUCUCUGCAAAGUGGGGGAAGAGUAAGGAAGGUCUAAAGUCGUGUAGGAAAAACACUUGGGGAUUACAACUGCCUGGAAAAUAGUCUACAAGUACAUAGGCCAGAGCUUUCUGCCUGUUUAGUUUGUUUUUUCAGCAUCAAUUUAUUUCUUUUUCAGACAGCGUUUGCUCUUUUGCACACCGAGGUGUGUGUGUACAUCUGACUCAAUGUGCCUUGCAUGUGUGCUUAGUCUUUCUGGAGAGAGGUGGUGGGGUGUGAGCUGGGGACGUGGCCACGAGAGCCACUCCCCAUCCACAGGGUUCCUUAGUGUCCCAGUGACCCUUGGGAUCAAAAUGAGACCUGGACUCCAGCCUGUGUAGUGGCUGUCUUCGUUUGGGGAUGAUGUCCUGUGCAGUGGCACCUGUGACUUUGGAGGGGAGUGGGAGGGAGAGAAGGAAAAGCUGCUUCGCUCUUCUGCGGACAAAAAAUCAGCAUUGCCACGGUUCACCUGCAGAGCCAAAACAAGCCGAGGGCUGGAACCGGCUUUGCUGGAGCUCAGGCUCUCUGUGGCACCGUGAUCCCAUUAGCCAGGGGAUUUAUUCCCUGCCAGGUUGUGGUUCUUGUUUCUGUAGGGUUUACAAGAUUUUUUUGUAAAGGAGAAGUCAACACGCCUUGCGUGAAGUUAACGAAAUCCAAACGCUUGUGUUUGCAGUCAGUGACUCAGAACUCCAAGCUGUGCAAUUCUGGGUUCUCCAUCUCCCGCCCCAGCGUGUGAUGAUUCUGUCCGAGUCUUUCUGUACUUCUGCCGCAGUAAAUGUGAAAGCUUGCUUGCAUUAUUUUUUAGAAAUGCAUUUUGCACACUCGGGUUUCGCUGAAGCUCCGUGAAAAGGUUAGUUUGAAGCAGAUGAAUAAAGCUAUGCACAUGUUUUGAAAGUUUAAUUUGUGUCUCAUUACCAGAAGUGACUUAUCUGCCCUCUUUUGCAUUCCUGUGCUGUCAUUGCCUCCAUUCUCUUCACCAUCUUGGAGGGUAUGAUGUAAGGUGACAGUUCUUUGCUGACAGCUGUAGCAGAAAACUGGCGCUUCUUGAUUUUUUUAGUAGCCUUUCUCUCUCCUUUGCUUUCUCUGUAUCUCUCUGUAUAGCUAUAUAAAUAUAUAUAUUAUUUUUUUAUUUUAAAGAGCCUACUUUAGUAAUUGAAUCGGAGGGAGCGGGGUGUGCUGGCUUGUGUUUCAGAUAAGCUUUGUGCUGUCGGAUGAACCAGUGCCCUUUUUGCCGCCGGGGAGAGCGUGCUGGUGGCACCCACCCGUGUCCCCGUGGGGACAGGGAAGCCCCCACACAAAGCAGCUUUGGGGAGGGGAUGGAGACCAGUCCACUGCGCUGCAGGCCGGUGGCGUGGGCAAACUCGAGGCUUCUAAUGACAAAAUGUACCAAGAGGAAUCCUACUGCUUUGUAUUCCCACUGUGAGGCAGGAGGGACAGGGUUCCUCACUAUCCCGCUGCGGGGCUGGAGUGGGGACUGGGUUCCCUCCAGCCUCAGGGGUGAGAGCUUUAUUUUGGUCUUGUUUUCAUGCGUUUAGGUGCAUUGGGUUGCAGGUACCACCUUUGGAAACAUGUUGCUUAGCCCAGAGCCUGUGUGCGGGAGAGUCGGGAUGUUGUGACGGGAGAAGGACCCUGACAGCUUUCUCCUCCUGUUCCCUUCGCCAUGGCAGAAAUUUGUACUAACUUGACAGCUUUUUUUCAUACAGAACAGGGCUGCUUUUCUAUCUACCAUCACACGUGUACUUACACACCUUCAGCGGCUCCCCAGCCUCUGAAGGUCCUCGACUUGUUUACUGGGGGGACUGAUGCCCCUCUCUCCCCCUUCCCUGAAUAUUUCAGUGUUAAGGGCGGUGCAAAACACAACCGCGAGCUGGGGCUGGAGGGAUCCCUGCAGGCAGAGCCGGGCAGGGUCUGUCUCCUCUCCCGCCCCCCUUCCCCGUCGAUAAGUUCUCAUUUUGUUCCUGGUUUGUAUUCAAAUCGCUGCGAGGGGUUGUGCUCUACCUGCUCAGGAGCUGAAUUACCUCUGACCUGCGGAGAGGGGCAGCCCCUCUUUGGUGUCGGUGUUGUAGUGUGCGACCACACGGAUCAGUAAAGGUAGUCUUUGUUUCCUUCUCCCCUCCCCGGUAAUUUCCGAUUAGGUUAAUGCACUCGGUGUGCCCAGCUGGAAAAGCGUCGGCGUUUUCCCAGUGGUGAGAGGGUGGCUAGAGGAGUUUAGUGUAAAACCUGCUGUAGCUGUGUCUGGCGCAGCCCCUUGCGCUGGUGUGGGUGAUGUCACGGACUGUAAGGAUAGGUAAUGUCCAUGAGCUGUAAUGGCAUGAUGUAUCUUUACCAAUGAUGUCAUACUUCACACUAAAUGUUUAAAAAAAAGAAAAAAAAAAGAAAAAAAAAAAAAACCUUACCUGAAAUUUUGUUUAUUCUGCACCAACAGGUCUUCAAAAUUUAUCCAAAUUUUAUUAUUUUAUCAGGAAAAAAAAAGAAAUUUGUGUAGAUCGAAUACGUUAAGACAGACAAUAAGUGAUGUAAAUUGUUGAAUAAAAAUUUUAAAGUUU
Messenger RNA from Motacilla alba alba, 14905 nucleotides. It is a transcript of the gene NUFIP2, whose product is annotated as nuclear FMR1 interacting protein 2. The transcript is spliced from 4 exons. Gene Ontology annotation, molecular function: RNA binding. Gene Ontology annotation, cellular component: nucleoplasm; cytoplasmic stress granule. The record is from RefSeq and is a predicted model, not a curated record. Bases 2897 to 4885 code for a protein of 662 amino acids. Lineage: Eukaryota; Metazoa; Chordata; Aves; Passeriformes; Motacillidae.